UCGCGCGGCAGCGGCAGGCGGGCCAAUGGGGAGCCGCGCUCGCCGGAAGGGGCCGCAAAGCGCGGGCGCGGCGGCACGUGUGAGGCGAGCGGCAGGGGCGGCGGUACGCGUGUUGCCACAAUGGAAACAAAGGGUAAAAAGAAGUUUGUGGGGAGGAGUGGAAAAGCAUCUCGUGGAAAAGUGCCACACGGGAAAAGGAAAUAUAAAAAAGAUAACGUAGAUUCAGGUCUGCCAAAGAAAUUCCUUAACAAAGGAGAUGAGGAGAGAAAGCCUAAAUCCAUUUCCACAAAAUUUGUGAAAGGACAGUUAAGACCUGGAAAAGCCGGUGUCAAACAAUUCAAGAAUGAACAGCUAUCAGAAAAGCUUGUAAAGAAGAGGAAGCUCCAGGAUGGUGAAGAGGGAGUUUCUAAGAAGCCAAAAUGGAAUGACUUCAAAAAGCAAAGGAAGGAGUUAAAACAAACCAGACAACUUAAUGAUAAAAGCAAUUAUGACAUAAUUGUAAAAUCAAAGCAAAUAUGGGAAAGCGUGAGAAGGAAGAAAUGUGAUAAAGAGAAGCGAGGAAAGCUAAUGAAUGAGCUACAGACGCUUCUUCAUGGAAAAAUUAAAAGUCUGGCAUUUGCACAUGAUUCAACUCGAGUGAUCCAGUGCUUUAUUCAGUAUGGUAAUGAGAAGCAAAGGCAAGAGACAUUCGAAGAACUGAAAGAUAGCCUAGUAGAGUUGAGCAAGUCAAAAUAUUCCAGAAAUAUUGUGAAGAAGUUUCUUAUGUAUGGGACAAAACCACAAGUUGCAGAAAUAAUAAGAAGUUUUAAAGGCCAUGUGAAAAAAAUGCUCCGUCAUGCUGAAGCAUCUGCUGUAGUGGAAUAUGCAUAUAAUGACAAAGCCAUUCUGGAGCAGAGACACAUGCUGACAGAAGAACUAUAUGGUAACACUUUCCAGGUUUACAAGACACCAGUUAUCCCAACACUGGAUAAAGUGGUAGACGCUCACCCUGAAAAGAGAGAGGCCAUCUUGGAUGAAAUGAAACAGAUUCUUACCCCAAUGGCACAAAAAGAGGCUGUGAUAAAGCACUCACUGGUGCAUAAAGUGUUUUUGGACUUUUUCACUUAUGCUCUUCCAAAACAAAUAUCUGAAAUGAUAGAAGCUAUCAGAGAAGCUGUCAUCUACCUGGCACACACUCAUGAUGGAGCCCGAGUAGCAAUGCACUGCUUAUGGCAUGGUACUCCCAAGGACCGAAAAGUCAUUGUGAAAACUAUGAAGACAUAUAUUGAAAAAAUAGCAAUGGGUGAAUUUUCUCAUCUGGUAUUGCUGGCAGCAUUUGAUUGCAUCGAUGACACUAAACUUGUGAAACAGUUAAUUAUAUCAGAAAUAAAUGCUGCUUUGCCCAAUAUAAUAAACAACAAAUAUGGGAAGAAGGUCUUGUUGUACUUGUUAAGUCCUAGAGACCCUGCACAUUUUGUUCCAGAAAUCAUCACACUUCUGCAGCAGGGAGAUGGAAAUGCCUAUAGUAAGAAGAAUACUGAACUCCGCCGCCGUGAACUUCUGGAAGCUAUUUCCUCACCUUUGCUAGAAUAUUUGCAAGAACAUACCCAAGAAGUAGUGACAGACAAAGCUACCUUUGUCUUGGUUGCUGACAUCUUAAGAACAGCUCUUGGUGACAUCCAGCCGGCACUAGAUGCAAUUGCUAGUUUAGCAGCAGAGGAGCUGGUUCCAGGCGGCUGUGAUGGGCAGCUUCACAUUGCAGAGCAUCCAGCAGGCCAUCUAGUUUUGAAAUGGUUAAUAGAGCAAGAUGAAAAAAUGAGAGAGUGUGGAAAAGAAGUUUGCUUUGGAAGAACGUUGGUGGAACGUGUUGGUAUUGAGAAUAUGAAGACCUGGGCAGGAGUAAAUCGAGGUGCCAUUAUUCUUUGUUGCCUUCUCCGGAGCAGUGAUCAGAAAGUGGCAAAUACAGUCAAAAAAGGACUGCAAAAACUUGUCCCGAAGUUGAAGCUAAAUAAAAAUGUAAAAGGAAUAGAAGCAUUACUGGAGAAAUUGACUUCCUAGUGUAAAUGAAGAUAAAAAGACAGUUUACAUCAGUGCAACCAACUGAGAGUUGGUAAGAUUUUGCACCAUGGUUGUUUUAAGAAGCAGUGUAUGCAUUUGUAAAUUAAAUAAUUUCUAAAACAA
Falco peregrinus (peregrine falcon) is the source of this 2160-nucleotide messenger RNA. It is a transcript of the gene PUM3, whose product is annotated as pumilio RNA binding family member 3. Gene Ontology annotation, cellular component: nucleolus. The transcript is spliced from 18 exons. The record is from RefSeq and is a predicted model, not a curated record. NCBI's taxonomy places the organism in Eukaryota, Metazoa, Chordata, Aves, Falconiformes, Falconidae. Gene Ontology annotation, biological process: regulation of translation. Gene Ontology annotation, molecular function: mRNA binding. The coding region runs from base 121 to 2037 and encodes 638 amino acids.